AUGGUUGGUAAUCCAUGGCAAUCUAAAGCCUGUGUGACAUGUCGAAAGCGCAAAGUGAAGUGCGAUCUGCAAGAGCCAGAAUGCGGCAAUUGCCUCAAGCGCGGCAUUAAAUGCCAAGGUUAUUUGAAAGAUCGUAUCUUCAUUCACCAGACCGCCCAGUCCAUGACAAUAGCAAAGAGUCGGGGAGGAUUGAACAGGCACUCAGUGACUCAGCUUCAAUUCUGUCUCCGGGCUCAACCGAUUUCUUUGAGCCCAGUCAACGCGGUUGUGGAUAGCGGACCCAUGAAACGCGAACAGCUGUUCUCAUCAUAUUUUACCGUCUAUUUCCCUCCUGAUAUUAGGGGGAAGCACCGAUAUAGACCCAUGGUAUACUAUGAUCUCAGGCAUCAUGGCACUCCCGAACAAGACCGUGAUGUUGGAAAGUGCUCUAUCUGCACAGGCUUGCAUACUCCUUGGGAAACAAAACAGGGAUGA
Molecule: messenger RNA, 474 nt
Organism: Penicillium macrosclerotiorum
Lineage: Eukaryota; Fungi; Ascomycota; Eurotiomycetes; Eurotiales; Aspergillaceae
Product: Zn(II)2Cys6 transcription factor domain-containing protein
Exons: 2
Coding region: 1-474 (157 amino acids)
Biological process (GO): regulation of DNA-templated transcription
Molecular function (GO): zinc ion binding; DNA-binding transcription factor activity, RNA polymerase II-specific
Source: RefSeq, a predicted model, not a curated record